AUGUCUAUAUUGCAUCAAAUAAAUUCAGAUGGAAGUAUUGGUUUACCAUUUGGACGUGCUGUUGAGAACUAUAUUUUAUCACUACCAAUUGUAAAAGGUGCACGUUUCAAAUGUCAAAGCCAGCAAAAAUUAAAUCAAGCUGUUCAAAGAGAUUUUGUUGUUUUUAAAUGUGAAGAAGGUGCAAUUGAUUUUAAAGGAUGGACUACGAUUACUGGUAUGACAAAGUCAACGAAUCGCUUGGAUGACAGGCUUGAACUAACAGAAAAGGGACAAAGUUAUGUAAAUCAGAUUCAGCAGAGUCUAGUUCCAGAUUUUUGUGUUUGGCAUUGGGUUUUUUAUUGUGCAGGUGAUGGAAAUUGUCAGAGAGUAUGUAGCGGAUUUGAAAACUGUUUACCUAAUUAUCCAAACUAUAAAAUGAAAAAUAAUUUAAAAAAUAGCAAUGAUAUGCAUAAAUGCAAAGUUCGUAUAAUUACCAAAGUUAUGCUUAAUAUGGUUAGGGAAAGAUUUCCUAUUAAAUUAUAUAUAGAAAGUCAGCAUAUUCCUACAAAUAUUUUUAUUCAACAUGAAUCAGCUGUUACAUGUUUAAAUCUUAGUAGAACAAUAAGGGAUCAGGUUAUAUUAAGUCGACGUGCAGAUGGACAUACAGCUAAAGAAAUUAAACUCAAACUUUUAGCUCCAUUUAAUGGUGCAUCAAAAGAACAAUUAGAACAACAAGAGAAAUAUGGAACUAAUAUAUUUAAAGAGAAGGGAUUUGUUCUCUAUUAUCAACAAGAGGAUCAAAGUUUUCCUUCAAAUUCACCAGAACACUAUUAUCAACUUACUAUAAGUGAUAAUAUGUGGCUUGAACAAGCUCGAAAUUAUGGUUCAUUUUGUUUUGGCAUUGAUGCAAAGUAUGAUCUUAAUAACGACCGGGCACCUAUUCAUAGUCUUGUAGUAGAAGAUUGUGGAAAUUGGGGUACGCCUAUAGGAUUUGCAUUGUCUAACAAAGAAAAUAUAAAUACAAUAAGGCUUGCAGUCGAAGCAAUAAAGGCAAAUAUACCUUGUAAAAAUAUAAAUUGUGAACAUCUAUAUGAAUAUAUUAUAUUACCUAAUAAUAAGGGGUUUAAAUGUAUACGGCCAUGUGCAAUUGAGUGGAAACCUUUUGCAAUGAUAGACAAACAUCGGCCAACCAAAGCUGCAUUAAAGCCUAUUAUUCAUGGUACAAUACUUUGUUGGUUCUAUAUAAUGCAAACUUUUAGAAAUCAUUUUCGUACACAAAAAAUUGACUGGAACCUAAGAUAUCCGAUAGCACUGGCAUUUAAGAUUAUUGGUAGAUGUAGAAGUAUAACUGAAGCUAGAGAAAUGGCAAUUGAAUAUAAAAAUUUUAUUAAUUCACUUCCAAUUUCUGUUAAUACAAAAGCAUUUUUUAUAAAUGAUCUUGAAGACAAUUGGCUUAGUCAAGAGUGGAUCCUUAGUUUUAUUGAUAGUGGACGUUUACCUAAUAAGGAAGAUGAGUCUAAUGUAAAACCUUGGACUACUAAUAAUUUUACUGAAAGAAUGAAUAAAACUUUUGAAGAAAGAUAUUCAGGCACCCAAACAGUAUUAACUUUCAUUGAACGUCUUUAUGGUAUCAAGAUUGCUCGCUCAAAUCUUACUGAAAAUUGUAGUCAGUUGAUCUUUAAUGCAGGGCUUGUUACUUACUGGAACUUACACACCAUUGAGCACCAAAAUGGACUAUCUAGAUUACAACCUGAUAUAACACGCCGUAUUAAUCAGGGAAAAUUAAAAGUAUUACAAGAUGAUAUUCUUGAAGUUCCAGACAAUCCAAACUUUUUAUAUGUGUGCAUGAAUAAUCAAAAGCAAAAUAAUUUUCGAUCUCCAUAUACAACAGAUAAAAUUAAAUUUGGAGAUAGUGAGGCUCAAGAGAUAUCUAAGAUGAUUACAAAGCUUGCAGCAAAGCAUAUGGUUCCAAUGCUGUCUAAUUAUUAUUUGGUUAAUUAUAUUACAAGUGAAUGUACCUGUCUUGACUUUAUUUGGCAUGGAUCAUUUCGUGAUUUUUGCAAGCAUGGUCAUGCAGCACGUAUUUAUGUAUCUAUAAAGAGAAAUGAGCAUUCAAUUAAUCAAAUAAAAAAAGAAUUUCAAACUACUGAAAAAGAUCCGUUUAGACCAAGUGAGCUUCCAAGAUUGAAACAUGCUGUCAAUUUAUUAAGUGUAGAGUUUAAUGAAGCAAAUAAUCAAGUAGCUAUAGAAAAUGAACAUUUAAAUAGUGCACUGUAUUUACGAAAUGAAGAUAUUAAUUCACUUACUCUGAAUAAUAAUAACAUUAAUCUUGAUGAUUCUAAAAAAUUGAGUAAUUCGCAUACUUUAACCUAUAAUUAUUACAAUCAAGAAACAAUGUUUGUACAAAAUAAAGAUAUUCCAGAAUCUCAAUUCACUUCUUUUAUUCAACCCAAAUCAAAUAAUCCAUUGGUCCCGAUUAUAGAAAACAAGAAUAUGCCACAUUCUAUUGAAAAACGUCAAACUAAAAGAGUACGAAAUAAUAAGCGCAAAAUUAAAUUAGAUUCAAGUUUGCGUGAUAAUGAAAAUGUUCCGCCACCAAGAAGAAGGAGAAUUGAAAAACCUGCAUUGGAAGAACUUUUUGAAGAAUAA
Molecule: messenger RNA, 2628 nt
Organism: Scutellospora calospora
Lineage: Eukaryota; Fungi; Glomeromycota; Glomeromycetes; Diversisporales; Gigasporaceae
Source: the annotation of a GenBank genome assembly